AUGUCUAUGACAGUGGGUGAAUGCCUCCUCUGCGGUCUCCAAGAGCCAUACAAGGCUGUGCUGCUUGAAGCACGGUUGGAGCAGGCCAACCUGCUGAAGAAGGUCGUCGACGCCAUCAAAGACCUCGUACAAGACUGCAACUUCGACUGCAAUGACUCCGGCGUUGCCCUCCAAGCCAUGGACAAUUCCCACGUCGCCCUCGUCUCCAUGAUGCUCAAAGCCGAAUCCUUCUCUCCUUUCCGCUGCGACCGCAACAUCGCGCUAGGCAUCAAUCUCACCUCGCUCAUGAAGGUGCUGCGAUGCGCGCAAAACGAGGAUAUUCUAACAUUGAAGGCGGAAGAUGCGCCAGAUGUCGUAAACUUAGUAUUCGAAAGCAGCGAGAGUGAUAGGCUGAGCGAGUAUGACAUUAAGCUUAUGGAUAUCGAUCAAGAGCACUUGGGCAUACCUGAGACUGAGUAUGCGGCUACAAUUACGAUGCCUUCGGCGGAAUUUCAGAGGAUCUGUAGGGAUCUGAUGGCCUUGUCGGAAUCAGUUGCCAUCGAAGCUACAAAGGACGGCGUCAAAUUCUCCUGCUCCGGCGAUAUUGGCAAUGGAGCUGUCACCCUUCGAAGCCAUACCAAUGUCGAUAAACCAGACCUCAAUGUCGAGAUCGCCCUCUCGGAACCCGUCGCUCUGACCUUCUCCCUCAAGUACCUUGUCAAUUUCUGCAAAGCCAGCGGCCUCUCAAGCACUGUCAAGUUGUGUCUGUCCAAUGAGGUGCCGUUGCUCGUUGAGUACGGUUUGGCAUCCAAUAGCUAUUUGAGAUUCUACCUAGCUCCGAAGAUUGGUGACGAGGAGUGA
Molecule: messenger RNA, 840 nt
Organism: Letharia lupina
Lineage: Eukaryota; Fungi; Ascomycota; Lecanoromycetes; Lecanorales; Parmeliaceae
Exons: 5
Coding region: 1-840 (279 amino acids)
Biological process (GO): translesion synthesis; leading strand elongation; mismatch repair
Cellular component (GO): PCNA complex
Molecular function (GO): DNA polymerase processivity factor activity; DNA binding
Source: RefSeq, a predicted model, not a curated record